GAGCUUGAAUUUGACUUAUGUUAAGUUAGGCGAGUGUGAUCAAGGCCAAGACUGUGUCGCUUGCCAGCUAUGUUUUUUUCAAAAAAUUCAACCAUGUUUAUCUAUCUUUUUUUAUUAGUAUUUGGAAACUGUGUGGAUGGAAAAAAAAUGUUUCUAGGUGGGCCACGUCAUUGGUCAAGUAAGUUAAGACUGGCAGAUGUUAAACAAUCACUCCCAGCUGAACAGUGGGUAGUUCAAAAACUGGACCAUUUCAAUCCAGCAAAUACAGAGACUUGGAAACAACGAUACUUUAUUAACGACACUUUUUACAGACCUGGAGGGCCAGUGUUUCUUCAAAUUGGUGGCGAAGGAAAGGCAAAUCCAAUAUGGAUGAUAGAAGGCCAAUGGAUUAAGUAUGCAAGUAAGUUUAGAGCUUUAGCUGUUAUGGUGGAACAUCGAUUCUAUGGUAAAAGUCAUCCUACAACAGAUAUGUCUGUUAAAAAUUUGGUUUAUCUUAGCAGUGAACAGGCUCUUGCAGACCUUGCAUAUUUUCGAAAUUUUUUAAGCAAUAAAUUAGGUCUUCAAAAGAGUAAGUGGAUUGCAUUUGGAGGUUCCUAUCCUGGAUCUUUGGCUGCAUGGUUUCGACUUAAAUAUCCUCAUUUAGUAGAUGGAGCAGUUGCUUCAAGCGCCCCAUUUUUGGCCAAAAUUGAUUUUAAAGAAUAUUUAGGAGUAGUUCGUGAAUCGUUAGCAACCUCUGGCAAAGCAUGUAACACAGAAAUAAAAAAAGCAGUAGAUUUAGUUGAGAAACUACUACAACACCAAGUUGGAUGGCAGAUGAUAGAGAAAACGUUCAAAUUGUGUGACCAAUUUAAUGCUACAAUAGAGAAGGACGUGUCAAAUUUUUUCAGUUCUCUUGUAGAACAGUUUGAAGAUGUUGUUCAAUAUAACAAAGAUAACAGAGACUUUGAAGGAUCAAAAGCAACCAACAUCACUAUUGACACCCUUUGUAGUAUAAUGAAUAACACUAGCAAAGGUUCGCCAUUGCAACGCCUAGGAAAGGUCAACUCGUUAAUUCUUGAAACUUAUGGAGAAAAAUGCCUUGACCAUAGAUAUGAAAACACAAUUAGAGAAAUGAGAAACUUGUCAUGGAAUAGCAGUGCUGCUGAAGGUGGUCGUCAGUGGACUUAUCAGACAUGUGUGGAGUUUGGGUACUUUCAAACUUCUAACUUGAAAGACCAACCUUUUGGUCACCAUUUUCCCACAGAGUUUUUCACACAAAUGUGCAGUGAUAUAUUUGGGCCAAAAUAUUCAAAGGAUUUGGUGUUGGAAGGUAUCGAUCGUACUAAUACAAUGUAUGGUGGAAAAGAUCUCAAAGUGACAAAUGUUGUGUUUCCCAAUGGAUCCAUUGAUCCCUGGCAUGCACUAGGCAUCAUUAAGGAUUUAUCUCCUAGUGCUGUAGCUAUCUUUAUAAAUGGUUCUGCUCACUGUGCUGAUAUGUAUCCAGACUCUCCAAAUGACCCACCUCAACUGCAAGAAGCAAGAUUGAAUAUUGAGAAUCAUAUUGCUAAGUGGCUGCAACAUGCUGCAUAGAAUAAGAGAAAUUUAACUAAAUUUAAAUUUGUAUUCUUAAUUGAGUUAUUCAUGAAUUGAUUUUCUUUAUUUUCAUAAGUAAUUCCAUUAUAUUUUAAAACAUUACUCUUUUA
Limulus polyphemus (Atlantic horseshoe crab) is the source of this 1682-nucleotide messenger RNA. Its product is annotated as putative serine protease K12H4.7. The coding region runs from base 70 to 1569 and encodes 499 amino acids. Gene Ontology annotation, molecular function: dipeptidyl-peptidase activity; serine-type exopeptidase activity. Gene Ontology annotation, biological process: proteolysis. The transcript has a single exon. The record is from RefSeq and is a predicted model, not a curated record. NCBI's taxonomy places the organism in Eukaryota, Metazoa, Arthropoda, Merostomata, Xiphosura, Limulidae.